Papaver somniferum (opium poppy) is the source of this 732-nucleotide messenger RNA. RefSeq lists its product as uncharacterized. Lineage: Eukaryota; Viridiplantae; Streptophyta; Magnoliopsida; Ranunculales; Papaveraceae. The transcript has a single exon. The record is from RefSeq and is a predicted model, not a curated record. Bases 1 to 732 code for a protein of 243 amino acids.
AUGCGACGCUUUCUACUGGGAGAGGAUGAAGAGAGAAAGAAGCUGAGUUGGGUCUCUUUCAAGAAGAUUUGCAAACCAAAGAGGAAGGGUGGUUUAGGUAUUCGUAGCUUGAGGUUGGUGAAUAAAUCAUUAUUAGCAAAGUGGCACAUCAGAUACUGCAAGGAAAAGACAGCAUUAUGGAGGAGAAUUGUCUGCGAGAAAUCUAAAGCAGGAGAAGAGUAUAUGCUUCCUCUUCAAGUUAAGGAUCUGAUUGGUAAAAGCAUGUGGUUUGAUAUCAUGAGAGAAAACAAUGUUUUCUUUGAUGCAGUGAAGGUGCAGGUGAAAGAUGGUUUAUCGAUUAGAUUCUGGCAGGACAGUUUGUGCGAAAAGAAGCCAUUCAAGGAGAAGUAUUCGAGAUUAUACAGAAUCAGUACACAGAAAAUGGCUUCUGUGGGAGAGAUUUGUGAUACCAAUGGGGUUUUUCUAUUCAGCGGAAAUAUGAAUCCGGCGGAAAGCAUUGACCUUUUGGAACUGAAGUUUGACAUCAGACUUGUAGUUCUGACGCAGGGAGAAGUUGAUUGUUUGGAAGGAGUAAAGGCUGCAAAAGAUAUGUAUAGGGUGAAGGAGACCCAGAUUGGGAGACUCAUCGAAUUUUAUCGAAUAAAAUCGUACCUCCCAAGGUUUUGUUCCUUUUCUGGGCAGCUUGUCAUAACUCUAUUCCAACCAGAUCCAUGUUACAACGGAGGAGAGUAA